Molecule: messenger RNA, 1860 nt
Organism: Raphanus sativus (radish)
Lineage: Eukaryota; Viridiplantae; Streptophyta; Magnoliopsida; Brassicales; Brassicaceae
Product: UDP-glycosyltransferase 73C7
Exons: 1
Coding region: 199-1671 (490 amino acids)
Molecular function (GO): UDP-glycosyltransferase activity
Source: RefSeq, a predicted model, not a curated record
UCAAUUCAAAGUUUUAUUGGAAAAGUAAAAUCAAAUAUUUUAACGUCGGCUCUCAAGACGGGUCACAACAAAUGGUGAAUAUAUAAACUCUGUUUGUAGCUAUAUAUUUACAUACAUCAUUUGUAAAAAAUCACCUUAAAUAUUCAAUACCAAAACAUUUAGUUUUCUUCUCUUUCGAAUAUUGUAAGAUCUACCACAAUGUCUUCUCAUGAUCUUGUUCACUUCGUCGUAAUACCCUUUAUGGCUCAAGGCCAUAUGAUCCCACUGGUCGACAUCUCUAAGCUCUUGUCCCAGCGUCAAGGCGUGACUGUCACCAUCAUCGCAACUACUCAAAACGUAGCCAGGAUCAAGUCCUCACUCUCUUCUUCGUCCACCUCUUCGAACAUCAACAUCGUUGAAGUUAAGUUUCCCUUUCAACAAGCCGGCUUACCUGAAGGGUGCGAGAGUGUAGACAUGCUAGACUCAACAGCCGAUUUGGUUAAGUUCUUUAGCGCGGCAAACACGCUUGAGGAACAAGUCGAAAAGGCUAUGGAGAAGAUGGUUCAGCCACGACCGAGCUGCAUCAUUGGAGACAUGAGCCUUCCUUUCACGUCAAGCCUAGCCAGAAAACUCAAGAUUCCCAAACUUCUCUUCCAUGGGUUUUCUUGUUUCAGCCUUGCAUGCAUACAAGUGGUUCGAGAGAGUGGGAUCUUGAAAGCUGUAGAAUCUAACGACGAGUAUUUUGACUUGCCUGGUUUGCCUGAUAGACUUGAGUUCACUAAACCUCAGAUCUCAGUGUUGCAGCCUAUUGAAGGAGUUCUGAAAGAGGGUACGGACAAGAUUAUUGAAAGUGAUAUUGACUCUUAUGGUGUUAUUGUGAACAGCUUCGAAGAGUUAGAAGUUGAUUAUGUAAGAGAAUAUAAGAAAGCAAGAGGAGGAAAAGUCUGGUGUGUAGGACCUGUUGCCUUGUGCAAUAACUUAGAGUUUGAAAAAGUUAAGAGAGGAGACAAGGCUUCCAUUGGUCAAGACCAGUGCCUUCAAUGGCUUGACUCGCAAGAAAAGGGUUCAGUGCUCUACGUUUGCCUUGGUAGCCUUUGCAAUCUCACCUUGGCUCAGCUCAAGGAGCUAGGUCUAGGCCUUGAGGAAUCUAAUAAGCCUUUCAUUUGGGUUAUUAGAGAAUGGGGAAAAUAUGGAGAGCUAGCAAAAUGGAUUCAAGAAAGUGGAUUUGAAGAGAGGAUCAAAGAUAGAGGACUUGUGAUCAAUGGUUGGGCACCACAAGUGUUCAUCCUCUCACAUGCAUCAAUAGGAGGAUUCUUAACUCAUUGUGGAUGGAACUCGACCCUAGAAGGACUUACUGCAGGGGUUACACUACUGACAUGGCCUUUGUCUGCUGAGCAAUUCUACAAUGAGAAGUUAGUUGUGAAGAUAUUAAAAGCAGGAUUAAAGAUAGGAGUAGAGAAACUCAUGCAAUAUGGGAAAGAAGAAGAGAUAGGUGUGGUGGUGAGUAGAGAAAGUGUGAGAAAGGCUGUCGAUGAGCUGAUGGGUGAUAGUGAAGAAACACAAGAAAGAAGAAGAAGAGUCAAGGAACUUAGUGGCUUGGCAAAUAAGGCUUUGGAAGAAGGAGGAUCUUCACAUUCUAAUAUCACAAUGCUGAUUCAAGACAUCAAGGAGAAAUCACAAUCUCAAAUAUAAUUAAUGGGGAGUUCGGUUAUUGUUUCUAAAUAUAUUUUAAAUCUUCACGUUAAAGAAAAAAAAUAAGUUUUUGUCAAAAACAAAGUUGAUUAGGCUUAGCCUUUUGUAAGAAUUAUUUCAGAAAAUCCGAAAAUAAUCAAAUAUUCUUACUAUAAUAUCAUUAAGGCCUAAUAUUGUUGAAGAAGUCCA